CAUAUAAAUCUCAAAAUUUACAAAUUGAAAAAUCAAAAGAAAAAACAAGUAAUAAAAAAACAAAUGAAAAUUUAAGUAAAGAAGAAGUAAGUCAUGAAAAACGAACUUAUAGAAAAACAAGUGAAAAUGAAAAGAAAAUACUUGAAAAGAUACUUAAUUAUAAUACUUUUCCCGAAAAUGAAGCUUUUAACAUACUUAAUCAACUUCAAUCUGAAA
This is a messenger RNA of Funneliformis mosseae, 216 nucleotides long. Lineage: Eukaryota; Fungi; Glomeromycota; Glomeromycetes; Glomerales; Glomeraceae. The record is from the annotation of a GenBank genome assembly.